UGAUUCUUUUGUAGUUCAUAGGGCAGGGCAUGUAAUUCCCUCCAUUUAUGCCCUUCAAAUUCCACUCAACAAGAAAGAAACCUCUCACAUGCCAUGGCAACCACCAUGAUGACCCAACCCAUCUUACCUUUCCCUUCCCACCCAAACCCCACCACCCUUCUCCACCACCACCUCCUCUUCUCUCUCUCCUCCGCCACCUCCCUCACUCACCUCAAACAAAUCCACGCCAAAAUCCUCCGCCACGGCCUCGACCGCUCCAACUCCCUCCUCCUCAAACUCCUCCUCUCCUCAACCUCCCUCUCCCCCAAUCUCAACUACGCUCUCUCCGUCUUCUCCCAAAUCCCCAACCCCCCAACCCACCACUCCAACCAAUUCUUGCGCCAAUUGUCUCGUAGCACCGAACCUCAGAGCACCCUUUUGGUAUAUGAGAAGUUGAGGAGGGAAGGAUUGGGUGUUGACAGGUUUAGCUUACCUGCAUUGUUGAAGGCAUCGUCGAGAGCUUCGGCAUUGAUUGAAGGGAUGGAGAUUCAUGGGUUGGCUUCGAAAUUGGGUUUUGAUGAAGACCCGUUUGUGCAGACGGCUUUGGUGGGGAUGUAUGCUGCUUGUGGUCGAAUUUUGGAUGCAAGGAUGGUGUUUGAUAAAAUGUCUCACAGAGAUGUGGUGUCUUGGAGUAUAAUGCUUGAUGGUUACUGUCAGAGUGGCCUCUUUGAUGAUGUCCUGGCACUAUUUGAGGAUAUGAAGAACUCCUAUGUGAAACCAGAUGAAAUGAUUCUUUCCACCAUUCUUUCUGCUUGUGGCCGUGCCGGAAACUUAAGUUAUGGGAAAGCAAUCCAUGAGUUGAUUGUUGAGAAACAUAUGCUUGUUGACCCUCACUUACAGAGUGCUCUUAUCACCAUGUAUGCAAGUUGUGGAUCAAUGGAAUUGGCCCAGAAUUUGUAUGAUCAGCUCUCACAGAAAAAUGUAGUUGUGUCGACUGCCAUGGUUUCUGGGUACUCAAAACUUGGUAAUGUCGAAGCUGCUUGCUUGAUUUUCAAUCAAAUGGAUGAAAAAGACUUGGUUUGUUGGAGUGCUAUGAUCUCUGGUUAUGCAGAGAGUGAUCAGCCUCAAGAAUCUCUCAAGUUGUUUGAUGAAAUGCAGGUUUCUGGGAUUAGACCGGACCAAGUGACAAUGUUAAGUGUUAUCUCAGCUUGUGCUCAUCUUGGUGCAUUGGAUCGAGCCAAAUGGAUUCAUAUAUAUGUUAAUAAUCAUGGUUUUGGAGAAGCAUUGCCUGUCAACAAUGCCCUUAUUGAUAUGUAUGCGAAAUGUGGAAGUGUGGAAGGAGCUAGAGAAGUUUUUCAUCGACUGCGUAAAAAGAACGUGAUAUCUUGGACCAGUAUGAUCAGUGCCUUCGCCAUCCACGGGGAUGCUAGUAAUGCGUUGAAGCUUUUCCAUCGAAUGAAAACUGAAAACAUAAAUCCCAAUGGGGUUACAUUUGUGGGUGUGCUUUAUGCUUGUAGCCAUGCAGGAUUGGUUGAGGAGGGACGGAAAAUAUUUGCAUCAAUGGUAAAUGAAUACAAAAUCACACCCAAACAUGAGCACUAUGGUUGCAUGGUAGAUCUCUUUGGCCGUGCUAAUCUAAUACGCGAAGCUCUUGAACUCGUAGAGCAAAUGCCUUUGGCACCUAAUGUUGUGAUCUGGGGAUCUCUAAUGGCUGCUUGUCGGGUCCACAGUGAGUUUGAAUUAGGAGUGUUUGCUGCAAAACGGCUUCUUGAGUUAGACCCUGAUCAUGACGGGGCACAUGUUGUCUUAUCAAACAUUUAUGCGAAAGAGAGGAGAUGGGGAGAUGUUGGGGAGGUGAGGAGAUUGAUGAGACAUAGAGGCAUAUCCAAGGAGCGAGGUUGUAGUAGGAUUGCGUUGAACAAUGAGAUACACGAGUUUUUGAUGGCAGAUAGAAACCAUAAACAAGCGGAUGAGAUCUACACGAAGCUAGAUGAGGUGGUUGGUGAGUUAAAGCUUGUUGGCUAUGCUCAAAAUACCAGUGAUGUUUUGGUUGAUUUAGACGAAGAUGAAAAGAGGGAAGUGGUUUUAUGGCAUAGUGAGAAGUUAGCUCUUUGUUAUGGGCUGAUGAGAGAGGAAAAAGAGUCUUGCAUUCGCAUCGUCAAGAAUCUUAGGGUUUGCGAUGACUGCCAUACUUUUAUGAAGUUGGUAUCCAAGGUUUAUCAGAGGGAUAUUAUUGUAAGAGAUAGAACUAGGUUUCAUCAUUACAAAGAUGGUGUGUGUUCUUGUAAAGACUACUGGUGACAUUUUGUUAUAUUUUUGGUAUCCAAGAUAAGCAUUGUUAUAAGAGAUAGGACUAGGUUUCACCA
Camellia sinensis is the source of this 2345-nucleotide messenger RNA. Its product is annotated as Pentatricopeptide repeat (PPR) superfamily protein. The record is from RefSeq and is a predicted model, not a curated record. Lineage: Eukaryota; Viridiplantae; Streptophyta; Magnoliopsida; Ericales; Theaceae. Gene Ontology annotation, biological process: RNA modification. Gene Ontology annotation, molecular function: protein binding; RNA binding; zinc ion binding.